AGGGAGGGCGGCACUUCCGAGAGGUUCAGGUGGUUGGGCAUUUGUUUCCUGUGAUUGAAGCUCCGGAACAGUUGCUAUGUUUUCACGAGAGUACAUUUGCAAAGCUGUAUGCUAUUUGUUUGCCUCAACGCCCGUUUCAAGUGUUAUGGAUUGAUUUGUGAAGCUUAGUGUGCAGGGAUUUUCUGCAAGGUAAUCAUGUCGUUUCAUCCAGGACGAGGUGGAGUUGCACACACGGGCAACAGCACCAUUCCUAAAGUUGGGGGGGCUCGAGGAAGGGGAACCCCUGGAAACAGAAUGCCUCAACAGAGCUAUCAGUCUGGAAAUUUCCAAGCAUCCCAGCUGCAGCAGCCCCCGCCGUUUUUCCCCUAUGAGCAGCAAGUUGCCCCUCCACCCCUGCCUCCACCGCCCCCUCCUCCUCUCCCUCCUAGGUUUCCAAACCCUCCCAAUACAGCUUACGCUCCACCAGGCUUCAUGCCCUACCCGCCCAACGUUCCUCAGACCAGCGAGCUGGACAACCGCCAGAAUGCCAUCCAGCAGUGCCCGGCACGCCCCAGGGCACCGUUUCCCAGCCCCCCUGUGCGCCAGGGCUACCCCGCUUUGCCUUGCUUUACUCAAACACCCGCCUUGCCAAAUGCUGCAACCAUGGUCCCGGGCUCUCUGGAUAGGCAAGCAGGGUUCCACCACCACAUGAUGCCGUCAGUCCCCACACAGCCCCCUCCACCCCUCGUCCCACCCCAGCAGAUGAAUUAUCAGACUCCCUACUCGAUGGGUUACUCGCAGCACUACCCGCUCCAGCAGUUUUCCAGCAGUUACCCCCCCGCCCAGGGGCCCAGCGGAUACCAGCAGGGCCCCAUCCCCGCUGUCUACCAGCAGAACUCCCCGUCCCAGCCGCUCGACCACUUCCACCACAAGCAGCCCUACCCCACCAAGAGCCGGCACUCGCCCGAGCGAAACCGCCAGCACGAGCUGCACCGCCGGGGGCAUGCCGACCGCAGCCACAGUGAGAGGCGGAGGUCAGCGUCUCGUGGAGAGCGCAGGACCAGGAGUCCGGAGCGGCGGCGGGGGGAGGGCAGUCGCCGCAGGCCCAGCCGCGAGCGAGGGAGAUCCCCGCCUCGGCUCAGGGACCGAGAUCACAGCAGGGAGAGACACAAAUAUCCUGAAAACUACAGAUCCCCAUCCUAUGAAAGGCAGCACAGAAGAGAGAGGAAAAGGACGCGCAGCCACUCAAGUAGCCGAGAAAAGAAGCGGCCUCACUGGGAGGGUGAGAGAGACCGAAGAUCUGGGCACAGUUCCAGUAAGGAGAAAUCCCUUCCAGUCAGUCGCAGCAAAGAGGCAGAAGAGAUCACGUCUGUUGAAAAAAUGGAUGAAGAGCGAGAGGAGGAAGACACGCUAAAUACAAAGACAGCCUGGAUACGAUGCACCCACUCUGAAAACUAUUACUCCAGUGAUCCCAUGGAUCAGGUGGGAGAUUCCACUGUAGUUGGCACAAGUAAACUACGAAAUCUUUAUAAAAAGUUUGAGGAGGAACUUGGACAGAGACAAGAAAAGGCCAAAGCUGCUAGACCAGCCUGGGAACCACCAAAGUCUAAACUUGAUGAAGAACCAGACGAUAGCUCCAGUGACUCUGGCUGUGAUUCGGAUGCUGAAAGCAGUGGGAGCAGCUCGUGCAGCUCAGAUUCGGAGAUUAUUGACGUCAUUGAAGAAAUCAAACGUCGAAAGGCACAUCCUGAUCGCCUGCAUGAGGAGCUGUGGUACAAUGAUCCAGGCCAGAUGAACGAUGGCCCACUGUGUAAGUGCAGUGCCAAGGCUAAGCGAACUGGGAUCAGACACAGCAUUUACCCUGGUGAAGAGCAAACUGAAGCAUGCCGUCCCAUGACUAAUAAUGCAGGAAAAUUAUACCACUAUCGAAUUACAGUUUCUCCACCGACCAACUUCUUGACUGAUAGACCAACUGUAAUAGAGUACGAUGAUCAUGAAUACAUUUUUGAGGGGUUUUCCCUCUUCUCUCACACUCCUCUCAAUAAUAUUCCUUUAUGUAAGGUUAUACGUUUCAAUAUUGACUAUACUAUUCAUUUCAUGGAAGAAAUGAUGCCAGAGAAUUUCUGUGUGAAAGGAUUGGAAAUGUUCUCCUCGUUCUUAUACAAGGAUGUUUUGGAACUGUACGACUGGAAUAUUCUUGGUCCAGUAUUUGAGAGUGGAGCUGCAUCCUGCCCAAGAUUUCAUUUUCUCCCCCGUUUUGUGCGAUCAAUUCCCGAUAGUGGGAAAGAAGUACUGUCCAUGCAUCAGGUGUUGCUUUACCUGCUGCACAGCAACAAACCUCUUGUUCCCGAGGAGGAGAUUGCCAAUAUGCUGCAGUGGGAGGAGUUGGAUUGGCAGAAGUACGCCGAAGAGUGCAAAGGCAUGAUCGUGACCUACCCUGGCAUGAAACCCAGCUCAGUUCGCAUUGACCAGUUGGACCGGGAGCAGUUUAAUCCUGAGGUCAUCACUUUUCCAAUUAUCGUGCACUUUGGGAUUCGGCCUGCUCAGCUCAGCUACGCCGGGGACCCACAGUACCAGAAGCUUUGGAAGAGUUACGUUAAAUUGCGGCAUCUGCUAGCAAAUAGCCCAAAGGUCAAGCAAGCAGAUAAGCAGAAGCUGGCUCAGCGAGAGGAAGCCUUGCAGAAGAUACGUCAGAAGAAUACCAUGCGACGUGAGGUGACAGUAGAACUGAGCAGUCAAGGUUUCUGGAAGACUGGUUUACGUUCUGACGUCUGCCAGCAUGCCAUGAUGUUGCCAGUGUUGACCCAUCACAUCCGAUACCAUCAAUGUCUCAUGCACCUGGAUAAGCUAAUAGGCUACAUGUUCAAAGAACGCUGUUUGCUCCAGCUGGCAAUGACCCAUCCAAGCCACCAUCUGAAUUUUGGAAUGAAUCCAGACCAUGCAAGAAACUCUUUAUCAAACUGUGGUAUCCGACAGCCCAAGUAUGGAGACAGGAAGGUUCAUCACAUGUACAUGAGGAAGAAAGGCAUAAACACCUUGAUAAAUAUUAUGUCACGCCUUGGCCAGGAUGAUCCAACUCCUUCAAGGAUUAACCACAAUGAACGACUAGAAUUCUUGGGAGACGCAGUGGUUGAAUUUUUAACGAGUGUCCACCUAUACUUUUUAUUUCCGAAUCUGGAGGAAGGUGGAUUAGCUACCUACCGCACUGCAAUCGUGCAGAACCAGCACCUUGCUAUGUUGGCUAAGAAACUGGAAUUGGAUCGUUUUAUGCUGUAUGCCCAUGGACCUGACCUCUGCAGAGAAUCAGACCUGCGUCAUGCCAUGGCUAAUUGUUUUGAAGCCCUAAUAGGUGCUGUGUACUUGGAGGGUGGUCUGGAAGAAGGCAAGAACUUAUUUGGUCGACUGCUGUUCAAUGGCAUGGAUCUACGCGAUGUGUGGCUUAAUUACCCACUUCAUCCUUUACAACUGCAGGAAUCAAAAUCAGACAGGCCUUUGAUUGACACGUCUCCUGUUCUGAAGAAACUGACAGAUUUUGAAGAGACAAUUGGAGUGAAUUUUAUCCACAUUCGGCUCCUGGCACGAGCCUUCACUUUGCGCACUGUUGGAUUUAAUCAUCUAACUCUGGGUCACAAUCAGAGGAUGGAAUUCCUUGGAGACUCCAUAAUGCAAUUGGUAGCUACUGAAUACUUAUUCAUACACUUCCCUGACCACCAUGAGGGCCACUUAACGCUAUUGCGAAGUUCUCUGGUCAACAACCGCACACAAGCCAAAGUAGCAGAAGAACUGGGUAUGCAAGACUUCGCUAUCACCAAUGAUAAGACCAAAAGACCUGUGGCACUCCGAACCAAGACCCUCGCCGACCUGUUGGAAUCUUUCAUAGCUGCACUUUACAUCGACCAGGACUUGGACUAUGUCCGCACUUUCAUGAAUGUCUGCUUUUUCCCAAGAUUGAAGGAGUUUAUACUGAACCAGGAUUGGAAUGACCCCAAGUCCCAACUACAGCAGUGUUGCCUGACCCUCAGAACAGAGGGGAAAGAGCCUGAUAUUCCUCUGUACAAAAUUCUUCAGACAGUAGGACCAUCCCAUGCCAGAACAUAUACUGUAGCUGUGUAUUUCAAGGGAGAGAGGAUCGGAUGUGGUACAGGUCCAAGCAUUCAACAAGCAGAAAUGGGAGCUGCCAUGGAUGCAUUGGAAAAAUAUAACUUUCCCCAGAUGGCUCAUCAGAAGCGCUUCAUUGAACGGAAAUACAGACAGGAGUUGAGAGAAAUGAGGCGGGAAAAAGAGCGACAGGAGAAGGAUCCCACUGAGACUGAGGAAAGCAGAAAAUAAACGAGGACAUGAAAACUGUGGCAUAUUUACCUUCUUAAACAACUGCAAUUCCAGCCACAUAUGCCUUUGGGGACAUAACCUAUUUUUAAUGUGAAAGUGAAUGAGGAGCCGAGAAAGGCGUUACGCAAGACCAAGAGACAGUAUUCUGUCUUAGCUUUGAGGUAUGAAACCCACACACCUGCUGAGAAGGCAUUGCAAUGGGGCAGACAAUUUUAUACUUUCCGAAUAAGUCUCAUUUUAAUUUGAAUUACUGCCUUUGAAAUUUGUACAUUCAUUUUGUAAUUUUAAUUUUCAAACCAGCUGAUUGUUUACUUGUUGCUUUCGUUACAUUUAUGCAAAAAAAAAGUGCUUUUUGUCUGCAACUCAAACUCUAUAAUACUUUGUUAAUAAAAUACCUCAUUAUAAAUGAAGGGCACCUCCGUGUGUCAAUACAGCUGUGUCCUGAAAAAUGCAUGAUAGCUGGCAAAGGAAUAUUUUGCUUUGAUUCAGGGACCCUUCAAGCCUUUCACAAAAAUAAUUUUGUGAAUAAAUCUUUGCACCAUGUCCUGUUAAAACAUUCAAUGCCACCAUUUAGUAUAAACACAGAUUGCAUUGGUAUCACCUUCAAUCUGCACAUUUCACAUUGGUAACACUUUAAGAUGUGCUGCUUCAUGUAAUUAAUAUUUGACUGUCGACUGAUUUUAUUAUAUGCACCAGGAUCAAAAUGUGAUUGAAUCAGUACUUGGUAUUGUUAAGUGUUACAAACCCCACAUUCGGCACAUCGUGACUGGGAAUUGAUGUGUUACACGGGUGUGUUCUUUAGUAUGAUUAAAUUAAUGUUUGCCAUCAGA
Amblyraja radiata (thorny skate) is the source of this 5138-nucleotide messenger RNA. It is a transcript of the gene drosha, whose product is annotated as drosha ribonuclease III. NCBI's taxonomy places the organism in Eukaryota, Metazoa, Chordata, Chondrichthyes, Rajiformes, Rajidae. Gene Ontology annotation, biological process: pre-miRNA processing; primary miRNA processing; rRNA processing. The record is from RefSeq and is a predicted model, not a curated record. The coding region runs from base 196 to 4308 and encodes 1370 amino acids. Gene Ontology annotation, molecular function: RNA binding; ribonuclease III activity. Gene Ontology annotation, cellular component: microprocessor complex; nucleus. The transcript is spliced from 32 exons.